This is a messenger RNA of Struthio camelus australis, 1263 nucleotides long. The record is from RefSeq and is a predicted model, not a curated record. NCBI's taxonomy places the organism in Eukaryota, Metazoa, Chordata, Aves, Struthioniformes, Struthionidae.
AUGGCUGGUCUUCCUGGGACACACACAACUGUCCUGGUGUCCUUGAGGGUAAACAGUGAGCACUGGUGGGGCUCCAGCGUGCGCUGCAGAGGCCCUCACCAGCCCUGCCAGGAUGGGGCCUGGAUCUACCCCUUCGUGCUGGUCGUGCAGCCUCUGAUCGGGGCCAUCGCGGCAGGCAACGCCGUGGUGGUGAAGCCGUCGGAGAUCAGCGAGCACACGGCCCGGCUGCUAGCGGAUCUCCUGCCCCAGUACAUCGACCCAGAGUUGUAUCCCGUGGUCACUGGAGGAGUAGCUGAGACAACAGAGCUGCUGACCCAGAGAUUCGAUCACAUCCUCUACACCGGCAGCUCCGCGGUGGGCAAAAUUGUGAUGGCGGCGGCUGCCAAGCACCUGACGCCCGUCACCCUGGAGCUGGGUGGGAAGAGCCCCUGCUACAUCGACAAGGACUGUGACCUGGCCGUCGCCUGCAGGCGGAUAACGUGGGGGAAGUACAUGAACUGUGGGCAAACCUGCAUUGCCCCCGACUACAUCCUCUGCGACCCGUCCAUCCAGGACAAGGUGGUGGAGAACAUCAAGACGACUCUGCAGGAGUUCUACGGGGAAGACGUGAAGAAGUCUCCGGAUUACGAGAGGAUCGUCAACAAGCGUCACUUCAGGAGAGUCCUGGCCCUGCUGGAAGGACAGAAGGUCGCUCACGGGGGCGAGGCUGACGAGGCCUCCUGCUUCAUAGCACCGACUAUCCUCACUGAUGUUUCCCCGGAGUCCAAGGUGAUGGAGGAGGAAAUCUUUGGACCCGUCCUUCCCAUUGUGACGGUGAAGAGCGUGGACGAGGCCAUUGAGUUCAUCAACCGUCGGGAGAAGCCGCUCGCGCUGUACGUCUUCUCCAACAACAAGAAGCUCAUCAAAAGUAUGACAGCGGAGACCUCCAGUGGUGGUGUGACAACCAACGCUGUCUUCAUGCACAGUGUGAUCCCAGGUCUGCCCUUUGGUGGUGUGGGUAACAGCGGGAUGGGUGCCUACCAUGGCCGGCACAGCUUUGAGACCUUCUCCCACCGCCGAGCCUGCUUGAUCAAGGACUUGAAGAUGGAGGGGGCCAACAAACUCCGGUACCCGCCUAGCAGCCAGAAGAAGGUGGACUGGGCCAAGUUCUUCAUCCUGAAGCGAUUUAACAAGGGCCGAGUGGGACUGGUCAUCUUGGCGCUGCUGGGGGUCGUGGCAGCUGUGGUGAUAAAGGUGAGCCUUGGCUCUCGGCUUUCUACAUGA